Molecule: messenger RNA, 1355 nt
Organism: Sardina pilchardus (European sardine)
Lineage: Eukaryota; Metazoa; Chordata; Actinopteri; Clupeiformes; Clupeidae
Gene: rpp40
Product: ribonuclease P/MRP 40 subunit
Exons: 8
Coding region: 135-1220 (361 amino acids)
Biological process (GO): tRNA 5'-leader removal; tRNA 3'-end processing; endonucleolytic cleavage in ITS1 to separate SSU-rRNA from 5.8S rRNA and LSU-rRNA from tricistronic rRNA transcript (SSU-rRNA, 5.8S rRNA, LSU-rRNA)
Cellular component (GO): multimeric ribonuclease P complex; ribonuclease MRP complex
Molecular function (GO): ribonuclease MRP activity; ribonuclease P activity
Source: RefSeq, a predicted model, not a curated record
UUCAAAAUAGGCGGAAGAUACAGAAAGGGUGUUCGCCUAGCCGGUGAGGAUGGCGUGUUUUCGUGUGUUACCGUUCUAAAGUAAACGCGUUUUGCUAUAUCUAAACAAAACAAAAGCACUCAGAAGUCGCAGCCAUGUCCCCUGAACUGGAACAGAGCUCCAGGAAUUUGCUCGUAUGCGAAAAGUCAAGCUUCAUAAAUGAGAAAGCGCGAUAUGACACCCACGUGUCGAAACACUUCUUCAACUACAAGGUGUCUAUUGUAAUCCCCGAAUGUGCUUCCUUGCCUGCGAGCAUUGGCGGAGUCAUUAACAGUUUCAACUCCCAUUACCGUGUUCGUGAUCUACCACUUUAUAAACUUCUUGAGGAAAAUAUUAUUGAGAAAGUCGUGAAAAAAGGUCAUUUUUAUGCGCUUUCUUACAAUACCAGAAUUGAUGAGGAUAACACCAUAGCAUUUCUUCCAACUGGGCAGUUGAUUCUGUCUGUCGAUAAGGAUACCUAUGAGCAGCUGGGUUUGGAGGGAAAACCAUCCCAGUAUAAACAUAGAAAGGUGCUGAGAUAUGUUGUGACUGUAGACUUGACAGACAAGUUAAUGAGUCCAGGUGCAAAGGGCCACCAGCGGCUGAUGACCAGUCUGAAGGAAUGGGUGCCAAUGAAGUGUGACUUGUUGAUCUCCUGCAAAAUGACAGCUGCUGACGGGGAUGGUGGGGCGUUGCGGACUCUCCUGUCCCAGUACAGCUUUGAGGAGUGCAGGCCUGCGCUGCAGACAUGGACCCUGAAGGAGACGCCCUGCCCCUCUCUCCUCUCCUCUGACCUGCAUGGAGAGAAGUCAUGUGACCCACAUCACUUCCUGGAGUGGCUGGGGGCAGUCAGUAUGGACAUCAGUUGUGACAAUGAGGCAUCCAGUUUUCUUUCAACAUAUAUCUGUCCUGAGCCACAGAGCAUCAUGAAUCAAGGGAUACUCUGCUCCAUCACUGGGUUCCUGACUCCUGAAGACAUAUACUCACUGCUACUAGAGCUCAGGCGUUAUUUUGAUGAGCCCAAGUUUGCCUCUUGGCUGUCCAUGACUGUGUAUGGCUUUAUGGACAGUCCAGUCUCCUGGGGAACCACAGAACAUGGGUUCCUGAAGGGUGGGGAAAACUUCUACAACUUUGUUUGCUUCAGGAACCAGGACUAUUGGUUGCACAUGGCCACAGGCUCACAUGAUGGCUGCCCACCCUAGAACCAUUGAGAGAAAGUGGACAUUUGGCAAAUCUGGAACCAACAUUUCCACACAUUCUGCUACACAAAUAAAACAUAGUAAGCAUGAUAGGUGAAAUAAGUUUAUUUUGACAGUUGUAUAUAUCUUAUGAAUCUA